AUGGAAGUCAAACAAAAGGAGGUUAUUCGCCCACUAGCAAACUUUCAUCCUAGUCUUUGGGGAGAUCAGUUUCUCAUCUAUGAGAAGCAAGAAGAGCAAGCUACGGUAGAGCAAAUAAUUGAAAGUCUGAAAGAAGAAGUGAGGAAAGAAAUACUGGUAGCCUUGGAUGAUCCGACCAAACAUACUGACUUGUUGAAACUAGUCAAUGACAUUCAACGCCUCGGCAUUGCCUACUGUUUUGAACAAGAGCUGGAGCAAGUCUUUAGCCAUAUUUAUACUGUAUAUGGUAACAACUGGAAUGGCGGUAGCAUUUCACUUUGGUUUCGACUCCUCCGACAACAAGGGUUUUUUGUUUCCUGCGAUAUUUUCAAUAAAUACAAGGACAAUGAAGGAUGUUAUAAGGAAUCCUUAAUUGCUGAUGUUCAAGGCAUCCUUGAGUUAUAUGAGGCAGCAUAUAUGCGGGUGCCAGGAGAAGUUGUGCUAGAUGAUGCUCUUGCUUUUACAAAAAAACAACUUCAAAAUAUAACAAAGGAUCCCCUUCGAUGGAACUGUACUCAUUCUAUUUCGAAGCACAUAGAGGAAGCACUAGAGCGACCUAUAUUGAAAAGGUUGCCAAGACUAGAUGCCUUGCGAUACAUACCUUUCUAUGAACAACAAGAUUUACAUAAUAAAUCCUUACUUAGACUUGCGAAGUUGGAUUUUAACCGGCUGCAAUCCUUGCACAAAAAAGAACUUAGCCAACUUUCCAAGUGGUGGAAAGGUUUUGAUCCUCCAAAUAAUCUUCAUUAUGUAAGAGAUAGAUUGGUCGAAAUCUAUUUCUGGAACCUAGGUGUCUACUUCGAGCCUCAGUAUUCUCGUUCCAGACUUUUCUUAACUAAAGCGGUGAAUUCGAUAGCAAUUUUAGAUGAAACUUAUGAUAGUUACGGUACUUAUGAAGAACUUGAGAUUUUCACAAAAGCAAUUCAAAGGUGGUCAGUUACGUGCAUCGAUGUACUUCCAGAUUACAUGAAGCUGCCAUACAAAAUACUCUUGGAUUGUUUUAGUGAAAUGGAGGAAAUCAUGGGAACUGAAGGAAAAGCAUAUCAAGUUAACUAUGCUAAAGAGUCGAUUAAAGAAUUGAGUAGAUGCUACAUGGCUGAAGCGAAGUGGAGACAUGAGGACUAUGUUCCAACAAUGGCGGAACAUGAAUCAGUUACAUUCAUAAGUUGUGCCUACGUUGCGAUUGCAACAUCAAGUUUUGUUAGCAUGGGUGAUAUAGUAUCAGAAGAGUCAUUCAAGUGGGCUCUAAGCCAUCCUCCCCUCCUAAAAUCUGCAUCUGCAAUUAAUAGGAUUAUGGAUGAUAUUGUGGGCCAUAAGGAGGAGCAACAGAGGAAGCAUGUUGUGUCGAGUGUAGAAUGCUACAUGACGGAACAUAAUGUGACAGAGGAGCAAGUCUAUGUUUUAUUCAACCAAAGAGUAGAAGAUGAAUGGAAAAAUAUGAACCACGAGUUUCUCAGACGUAAAGACAUUCCUAUGGCUCUUAAAGUGCGUAUGUUCAACAUGGCACGUGUAAUGGACAUGCUCUAUAAGUAUGAUGAUAUGUUAAAAAAUGUUGGAGAAGAAUUCCAAGAUUAUAUCAAGUCUUUGUUCAUAAAUGUUAUGAGUGUUUGAGUUCCGAUUCUUCAUAUCUCAUGUAUCGGGAUGAUAUGGGUUCUUCUUUUUAAAGAUGGAAAACUAUGGCAGCGAAUAAGACCUGAUAUUGGAUUGUGGUUAUAUGGUCAAUUAGAGCUAUAGUUUAUGUUUUGUAUUUUAACUUAUGGUUUGCAUUUGUGUUGUUGUUUUUCAUAAAAUAAGUGUUCUGAUUUAAUGCAUUGUUUUAAAA
Messenger RNA from Helianthus annuus (common sunflower), 1861 nucleotides. Its product is annotated as (-)-germacrene D synthase. The coding region runs from base 1 to 1650 and encodes 549 amino acids. The transcript is spliced from 7 exons. The record is from RefSeq and is a predicted model, not a curated record. Lineage: Eukaryota; Viridiplantae; Streptophyta; Magnoliopsida; Asterales; Asteraceae. Gene Ontology annotation, biological process: diterpenoid biosynthetic process. Gene Ontology annotation, molecular function: terpene synthase activity; magnesium ion binding.